Molecule: messenger RNA, 3346 nt
Organism: Cynoglossus semilaevis (tongue sole)
Lineage: Eukaryota; Metazoa; Chordata; Actinopteri; Pleuronectiformes; Cynoglossidae
Gene: plscr3b
Product: phospholipid scramblase 3b
Exons: 8
Coding region: 384-1334 (316 amino acids)
Biological process (GO): plasma membrane phospholipid scrambling
Cellular component (GO): plasma membrane
Molecular function (GO): phospholipid scramblase activity
Source: RefSeq, a predicted model, not a curated record
AUAAGUGCAUAUCGCUGGGUGUUCUAGAGGCAACGGUGUCAAAGACACUUGGUAAAAACAUUAUCACCUUUCAUUAAUUUUCAUGCUUGUGUCGAUUUUAGACAACACGACAGAUUAAAUUAAAGGCGCGUGAGUCGAAAAAGGGGGAGGAGGGAGAAGAGAAAUGGAGGGAGGAAGGAGAGUAGGCUGAAGAGGAAAGCACAAACAGAAUUUGGAAGAAGGCAACAAGAACUCCUCCUUAGAUAAGCGCCUCCCCUCCUUUAGCUGUUUCUGACUUUGUUGCUACACGGAGAAUCCCAGCUGCCACACAGUUUCCGACAGAGACGCUGGGAAUAAACCACUAACCUCGGUGAGCUGUGUCCAGAAAGAGCCGCACUGUCACCAUGUCUGCUCCUGGUUACCCAUACCCCUAUAACCAGCCUCCGUACCCCAUGGCUCAUCCUGGUGGCCAGUCCGUAGCCCCGUACCCUGUUUCUCCAGAGGGCUACGGAGACCAUGUUCAGGCGCCACCACCGGGCUUCAAUAUGAACUACAAUCAAGGUCCACCUCCAGUCAUGUACCAGCCAGGACCGGUGGCUCCAGGACCAGAGUACGGGGGCCCUCACGGAGGAAUCAGCCCCGCUCCAAUGGGGGUGGCUGCUACAGCUGCUGUGGGGGUCCCACCAGGGCUUGAAUACCUCACACAGAUUGACCAGAUCCUGAUUCACCAAAAAGUGGAACUCCUUGAAGCAUUCAUUGGGUUUGAGACCAACAAUCAGUAUGAAAUCAAGAACAGCCUGGGCCAGAAGAUCUACAAGGCCAAAGAGAAGAAUGACUGCUGCACCAGGAACUGCUGCGGCUCGCUGCGAAGCUUCGACAUGAAAAUCAAAGACACCAUGGACAGAGAGGUCAUCCGCCUCAUUCGACCUUUCCGCUGCGUCUCCUGCUGGUGUCCCUGCUGCCUUCAAGAGAUGGAGGUCCAGGCCCCUCCUGGCACCACUAUAGGCUACGUCAAACAGGACUGGCACCCGUUUUUACCAAAGUUCUCCAUCCAAGGAGCCAACAAAGAGACCGUUCUGAAACUGGAAGGACCGUGUUUCGCCUGCAACUGCUGCGGAGAUGUCAAUUUUGAGCUGAAGGGAAAAGACGGAGGCAAACCCAUCGGUCGCAUCAGCAAGCAGUGGAGCGGACUCUUAAAAGAAGUCUUCACCGACACGGACAACUUUGGCAUUCAGUUUCCGCUGGACUUGGACGUAAAGAUGAAGGCCGUCCUCAUGGGCGCCUGCUUCCUCAUUGACUUCAUGUUCUUCGAGAAGGUCGGGGAGGCAAACCAGCGCAGCUCAGUGUUCUCUUAACAGAAAAAAGGAAGAAAGAAAAACAACAGCCUGGGAGCAAGAACUGUGGCCAGCUAUGCAUACUCUGAUCACUUACUAUGUUUUCUUGCCUCUACUUCACUACAUUCCAGCCGUUGUGGUGCUAACUACACCAGCACCUUUAAUACACUCCCUCUGACCAACAUCCACCUCUGAUCUCAGCCAAGGAUUUCUGUUUUUCUAACUCUCUGACCUCAAACACACCGGUGCCAGGCUGCAAUGAUUGUUCCUUUCACUCUCUCUCUCUCUCUCUCUCUCUCUCUCUCUCUCUCUCUCUCUCUCUCUCUCUCUCUCUCUCUCUGUGACAUUGUCAAGCAGAGAUUAACUCCUUAUCAAAAGUUACCUACACCAUCUUUAGUGCCUACUCAUGGUAACAAUGACCUUUGAAUCACAAACAUUCACUUAUAAAUGGGAGCUUGAUAUUUCAUCCAUGUUGUGUAUGUUUACCUGUUGUUAUAGCACUUGCGUUUGUGGCCAGUGUGUGUGUUUGCCAUUUGUUUUUAUAAGACUGAAAUAUUACAACCACUGCAGACAGAAUUGUGGGUGAGUUUUGUACAGUUGUUGGGUGUUUGAAGGAUAAAUGCUGACCAACUUUAGGCAUCUCAAACGUGUGUGUCCUACACGGGGGUAUGGACUGUGUAUUGUCACACUCACCAUCCUCAGUGGCACUGUGUUGUUUGGAGAUUUUGGAAUCAUCGUCACGCCCCCCAAAAUAUGUGAAUUGUUAGUGUUAGCUUGGUCGUGCUAGUGUUCAGCUUCAUAAUAGUGCGAUGCCGAUAAACACAGCUCCACAGAUGUGGCCUUUUCCUCUCAGACUGUUUCUACUGCAUAUUACCAGGAAUAGUUCUUAGAUACAAUGUCUGCUUGUCUUUCCAUCACAGAUGAUUUGAAGUUCUGCAACAAAAGUCCACUAUUGACUGGUGAAUGUUGUAUGAAAGUGUCCCAGAACAAGUGCAUUUACCAGGAGGUUCUGUCUCCUCCUGAACUACCCACAGUACCAGGAACUGUGAUCCACAUUUUUUAUGUCUGAAAAAAAAAAUCCUAUUUUUUUUAUUCCACUAUAAAAAAUGUGGAUUAAAAUAAAUCUUAAACAUCUCUGUUUUUCUAUCUUGUUUACCCAAUAGUUUCUGUUCAUGUUUUUCAACAAUUUUGGGGGUGAAACACAGUUCUACUACUUCAGUUCAGGUUGGGAACUCUUAGUAGAACAUGCAUCGGUUCUGGUACUGAUGCUAUUGAGAACUUGCCUACUGUAGAAGUAUAUAAACAUGUAAGGACUAACUACAGCAGAGCAUGGUGUUGUUAUUUAGCUCAUGUAAGCGAUGGUGAAAGUGCUGUAUUAAUGUAUAAUAAUUAAUGUCAGUCAAAAUUAUAAAUGUAAGAUGACCUGUUUUACCAAAGUGCUUUUUCUCUAACACUCAGUUGACUUUCCUCUGUGCAUGUAAAUCUGUGUGUACAUAAUCAAACACAACUGUAGUACAGGCUGCAGUGCAAAUACUCCCAUAAUUCCUCUGUUCUGCAGAUGUUGCUGGGGAGACGGGUGGCGCCCACAGUUGAACCCCGUCCUUCAGUUUCCCCAGAUACUGUAGUGACCGAUGACUAACAUUGCAAAUAUGUGAGAGGCAAAAAGAAAAAAAUGUAAUUUGCACACGUUGAUUAGAGCUGAAGUGGUAUCACUGAUAUGUAGUGGUAACGUUUUCCACCUGAAAAAGUCAAACACGGUGUCAACUGGGCUGUUAAUGCUGUAUAAAUAACAAGGGUGUGUAUUCAAAAAAUGUACUUUGAAUGUUGUGCUUUUUUUGUUACUUUGUGUGGCCCACACAAGGUAUAUGCCAUUCAUCUAUUUAUGUAGCCCACGUUAACACAUUGUUGCCUUUUCACGGCUGUCAUGAUUGGUUGGCGUUUCUUUACUGUUUUUUGACAAAUUUACAUUGUUCCAUUGUCACUUGUAAUUUUUUAAGUACUUCAGUUCACACAUAUAAAGAAAUAUAUAUUGA